Molecule: messenger RNA, 3872 nt
Organism: Anguilla anguilla (European eel)
Lineage: Eukaryota; Metazoa; Chordata; Actinopteri; Anguilliformes; Anguillidae
Gene: prelid3b
Product: PRELI domain containing 3
Exons: 6
Coding region: 127-708 (193 amino acids)
Biological process (GO): phospholipid transport
Cellular component (GO): mitochondrial intermembrane space
Molecular function (GO): phosphatidic acid transfer activity
Source: RefSeq, a predicted model, not a curated record
ACUAUCGGUAGGCGUGGAGCGGUUUUUAACGUCCCGGAGCUUGCCCAUUACUCCCGGUCACUUGACUGCGUUAACUGGCCAAGCCGCCUGGAACUUCUGCUCAACCAACCUUCACACACAACAGCCAUGAAAAUCUGGACAUCAGAGCACAUAUUCAACCACCCCUGGGAGACGGUGACCAAGGCGGCGAUGCAGAAGUACCCCAACCCCAUGAACCCCAGCGUGUUCGGCGUGGACGUGCUGGACCGGUGCGUGGACACGCAGGGCAGACUCCACAGCCACCGGCUCCUGAGCACAGAGUGGGGCCUCCCCUCCAUCGUCAAAGCCCUGAUCGGAGCCACGCGAACACGCACGUACGUCCAGGAGCAUUCGGUGGUGGAUCCCGAGGAGAAGACAUUCGAACUGAAGUCCACAAAUAUCACGGGCACUAACCUGGUGUCUGUGGACGAGAGGUUGACGUACAGACCACACCCACAUGACCCGGAGAAGACGAUACUGACACAAGAGGCGCUCAUCACUGUGAAAGGGGUCAGCUUGAGCAGCUACCUGGAGGGCGUCAUGGCAACCUCCAUCUCUGCAAACGCCGGGAAGGGUCGUGAGGCCAUGGAGUGGGUGAUUCGCCGGCUGAACACGGAGAUCGAGGAGCUGGCGGCCACCGCCCGCGGAACCAUCCGGGCCCCCAUGGCUGCGGCAGUCACAGAGAAAUGACCCCGCCCUCCCGGAGCGACCCACGCGCCCCUGCAGGGUGGCACUCUGCUCUGACGCCGGCACAGCCUUCCUCUGUGCCACCCCGCCCCCCCCCCCCCCCCCUCACUGCGUGUCUACAUUAGAUACCGGCUGCAUAUCGCGGGUGGCACAGAGGAAGGCUGGCGGGGCAUUACCGGGGCGGGCAGCUCUGACUCUGCGCUGGCACGCGCCCUGAGAAAGCUGGCACUCCGUGCGUCACAUGACCCAGGCCUCCUCCCGCGCCCGUGGCAGGGGGGGGAAACGGACGGACUCAAAAUGGCGUCUCGGGCUGAAGUCCUGCGGCCCCACAGGCCUGUUUAUCCGAAUUUAGCACUUAAAUGCUUAGUGUGAUCCCUCCACUGGCUCAGGAGCCCACGCGUGUUCCCCAUGCUGAUUUGGCCGCUGGUGGAAGGGACGCCACAGAGAGGCAGGUGCAGAAGCAGAAGCGCUUUCCUGAUCUCUCUCCCGCCGUCUCCGUCUCCGCGUGCAGACCGCCGUCCCGUGCGGUGUGGGGCGGUGGGCGCCGGGCCGACGGGUUUCGUUUCCUCUGAGCACUUGCUUGACCCCUGUGUGAGGGGAGCGGGCUGGAGCCGGCGCAAACUGGGCCGUGGAAGACCAGCGCAGACCCGCGCAGCGAUGCCGCAUGCCGUGCCGCAUGCCGUCAGUGUCGCAUGCCGCAUGCAUCGUCGCAUGCAGUGACGCAGCCACAGCCGGCUUUCUCAGGGCGCAUUUUUCAGCGCAGUUUCUCAAGCUGUCCAGCCCAACGCAGGCAACUGAAUGUCAAGUACUGUACAUUUAUAUUUUUAGAACUAUUAUUAUUAUUAUUAUUAUUAGAACAAGAAACUGAAAUGAAGGGAACAUGAUAAAAAAAAUUCUAAUUUCAUUUUAUAAUAGUAGAGGACCAUCUGGAAUGCAGUGUGAUGUUUAUGCUACACGUAUAGGCUGUGCAUGAUUUAAGAAGCGAUGCAUCAUGGGCAUUCUGCUUCUGCAUCAUGGAAAUUCCGAGCAUUCGCACUCAGAUGGGCGCAUGGGUGCAUUUUUCAAAUGCAUUUCACACGUCGCCCUGACCUGACAUGGGGAGCAUCUCAGUGUACACAUUGGGCUACACAUCAUGCUACACAGCAUGCUACUCAGUGAACAACACAUUGUGCUAAACGUGCCACUCGGCGUGCUACUCAGUGUGCUACAUAUCGCGCUAUACAUAGUGCUACACUGCGUGCUACACAGCGUGCUACACAUCGCGCUAUACAUAGUGCUACACUGCGUGCUACACAGCGUGCUACACAUCGCGCUAUACAUAGUGCUACACUGCAUGCUACACAGCAUGCUACACAGCAUGCUACUCGGUGUGCUACACAUCGCGCUAUACAUAGUGCUACACUGCGUGCUACACAGCAUGCUACACAGUGUGCUACACAUCGCGCUAUACAUAGUGCUACACAUCGUGCUACACAUUGUGCUACAUUUCGUGCUACACAGCAUGCUACUCAGUGCACAACACAUUGUGCUAAACAUCGUGCCACUCGGCGUGCUACACAGCAUGCUACACAUCGUGCUACACAUCGUGCUACAUGGCAUGCUACACAUUGUGCUACACAUCGUGCUACACGGCGCCCAUUAUCUGAUGGUGCUCUGCUUUAGCCCUUGUGCAGGCUGUGCCCAUGAUCAGAGCUGUCUCUCUCAUGCACUUUAUUUAUGGAAAUAGCUGCCGGUUAUUUAUUUAUGGUACUGCGACAGGCGAAAUGAGCUGUAUUGUUACAAGCGGUUGGACCACUUGGUUUUUCCAAAAGUGACUUUCGCACAAGAGCAAAGAAAAGAGGAAAAAACUGACUAUCAGGCGUUGUUCUUUAGUGAGAUUAAUUACAGGAAGGUCUGUAAACAUAAAGGUGUUUAAUUCUGUCUCUUUAAGAUCAGGAGCCCGAUGCCUCUAUUUUGCUAUUUUGAAGGCUCAGUGUGUGUGAGAAAUAUGGGCCUCGGGCUUCUGUACCGAGAGGUGUGGCCAGCAUUCACACAAUGCUAAAAAUGCAGAAUGGAACAGACCCUGAUGGAAGAUGUUGGGACAUGAAGAGACUGAACUUGUUUGUGCUGUUUGUACCCUGAGAAGGCAUCAUGUAUGGGCAUUGGGCGGGGAAAAGGUGGAGCUGUAGAUGCCAUAGUUGUGGUAAAACAAUGGUAUUUAUUUAUUUAUAAUACAAUGGUGGCUCGUGUUGUGUGGUUUUGCUUGGUGGCGACCGGUAUGGAUGCCUUGGAAACGUGUGGUUGUGGAGCCUGGAGUUCAGAAACGAGGCUCACCUCCGGGGGACGUUCAGACACCGCGACAGACGGGCUGUUCUGUCCCAGAACCCUACGCUGCGGUGCGUCACUCAGAACCCUACUCUGCAGUGCGUUACCCAGAACCCUACGCUGCGGUGCGUCACUCAGAACCCUACUCUGCAGUGCGUUACCCAGAACCCUACGCUGCAGUGCGUUACCCAGAACCCUACGCUGCAGUGCGUUACCCAGAACCCUACGCUGCAGUGCAUUACCCAGAACCCUACGCUGCAGUGCGUUACGCAUUCUGUGCAAAGAUGCCAUUUAGCUCUCUACAACCACUCCCACCUUUGUGAGUUGAUUGUUAAAGAGGGUUGAUUUGUACAGUUAAUUUUUAAUGCACAAAUUUGAAAGUCGGGUUGCUGUUUGGGUUAGCUUUACUAAGGUAAUGUUGUUGUAGUGUUUGUUCAUUUAAAACUAAAAUCCUUUCCAAGCACAGACCUGAAACUGCAAAUGCAGGCCUGUGGAUCCGCCUCAGUUUGGCACUUAACUAAAUAAUAUUCAUGCACUCAGUUCUGACAGUAAUGUAACAGAUUUGCAAAAAAAAAACAAACUCCAGAGUUUAAAACAGAAAAAUAUUUUUUUAAAGAAUGUAACUUAAGUUGCUGUAGCUAAGACUUUUCUGAAAGGUGGGGUUUACCUGGAUCCUGUCACAGCCACAAUGGUACAUUCUUUGAUCCAGGCGUCCAGGUGAUUGGUGCUCCUGGAAGAACGAGAAUGCAUGAGAACCUGCUGUUUACUUUCUUCUACCUGCGUCUGUAAACACUCAAAGACCAAGCAUAUCACUGUUGAUAUUUCUACCUGGCAGUGUUGAAGUAAACUGACAUUUGACAGCA